Fulvia fulva is the source of this 1170-nucleotide messenger RNA. RefSeq names its product putative DNA-directed RNA polymerase III subunit rpc6. Lineage: Eukaryota; Fungi; Ascomycota; Dothideomycetes; Mycosphaerellales; Mycosphaerellaceae. The record is from RefSeq and is a predicted model, not a curated record. Gene Ontology annotation, biological process: transcription by RNA polymerase III. Gene Ontology annotation, cellular component: RNA polymerase III complex. The transcript has a single exon. The coding region runs from base 1 to 1170 and encodes 389 amino acids.
AUGUCUUCCGAGAAAUCCGACAUUGCAGACCGAGCCGACCAGCUCUAUACAGUCGCCGCUGCCAAUGCCAUCCAAGAGGCCAAUGUUGGCGGCGCCACUGUCAACGCGCACAGUCGAUGCUUCUUCGCCGACGAGCUGGUCGAACUGGGCGGUUUGGACAGCAACAAUGCCGUCAUGCCGCUGAUCCAGUAUCUCACCAAGAACAACCUCUUCCGCACUCUCCGCCAAUCAGGCGGCAAGUUGGGAUGGAGUGUGCGUCCUCGCGAUGCUGCAAGACAAAUCAAGAACCUCGACAGAGACGAGAAGGCAGUCUACGAAGAGAUUGAAGCGGCCCACACGCACGGAAUAUGGACCAAAGAGAUCAAGAGGAAGACCAACAUUGGCGACAAUUCGAUGAAAAAGGCAAUCACGAAGCUUGAGACAACGAACUUGAUCAAGAGUAUCACCAGCAUCAAGAGCAGGUACCAGAAGACAUACAUCCUUGCACACCUCACACCGAGUGAGGAUGUGACGGGAAACAGCUUCUACGAUGCGGGAGAUCUUGACGAGUCGUUCCGAGAUGAGCUGAUGAACUUGAUCAUCUUCUGGGUACGGCAGCAUAGUUGGAAAGAACCAUCGAGAAAACACAAGGUGAAGCGUGAGCCAACGUCGCCAGUUCUCGGAGCAGAGGACAAGGAGGACGGCAGCAAGAAGCGGAAGAGGACUGCAGACAUCGAAGAACUAGGCUCACGACCUGUCAAACACCGCUCUGCUCGCUUCGACCCUGAAACCGACCACUUCACACAAGUCAUGUACAAAGCCGGCACGCACAACUACCCAACUGCCGAAGGCAUUCACGCCUUUCUCAGCACAUCCGAGGUGAUCCUCCCGACCAAGCGGAAGUCUUUGACUGUGCAAGAGAUUCAGGGAUGUAUCGACGUGCUCUGCUGGGACGAGAAGCUGGAAAAGGUUCCGACUCGGGACGGAGAAUGGGGAUACAGGACCGUACGAGGCAUCAGCCACAAACCUCCUGGUGCGGCUUACGGCGACUUCGAUGAUACCAGUGGUACUGCGUUGACACAGGCGCCGUGCGGCAAGUGUCCAGUCUUCGAUAUUUGCCACGAAGGAGGAUCAGUGAAUCCGCAGGAAUGCGUUUACUUCACGCAGUGGUUGGACAUCCCCAAGCCGUGA